Messenger RNA from Conger conger (European conger), 11103 nucleotides. RefSeq names its product AP2-associated protein kinase 1-like. The transcript is spliced from 21 exons. Gene Ontology annotation, biological process: protein phosphorylation. NCBI's taxonomy places the organism in Eukaryota, Metazoa, Chordata, Actinopteri, Anguilliformes, Congridae. The record is from RefSeq and is a predicted model, not a curated record. Gene Ontology annotation, molecular function: ATP binding; protein kinase activity. The coding region runs from base 723 to 4094 and encodes 1123 amino acids.
AAUAAACCAUCUGGCUUGCUCACGUUUAAUCAGCAUAUGACAUCCAACUUGCACAGUAAUAUUUGGCGAACUAGCUAAUGUUAGCUUCUAGCUAGCUAAGAACAAACUCAGCUGUCAGUUUCUGCAGUUAUAACUAACGGGCACAGGAUAGAAAGCAAAUGAGUGGAUGUUUUGGACGUGAAUGCAGCUGAAAGGAAAAUCUGUUGUUGACAAAGCUAACGCUACCAGUUUGUGGCUGCAGCUGUCGUUGCUAGUAUAACUAGCUGUGUUAAGCAAAGCUAGUUAAAUUAUUUAUUUCGCAUCGAAUGCUUUUAACGCGCAUGCUAAGUAGCUAGCUAUCCGCCUUGGCUUGCUGGUUUUUAGUCUCUUGUAUUUUGGAAGCGUUGAAAGCGUUGCUUAGCAAGCUAGAUGGGCUCAGCGAAUCUAAGUGAUGACACAUAAUGUACCUAGUCUACAUAGCUGGGCAGCUACCUGCGGAACGCGAUUGCAUUUUUAGAGUAUUAAACGCCUGCUACCAUUAAAUUGUAAUUUAUUUUGUGUGACGGCGUAUAAUCUUGCUCAUUCUUAGCCUGCAAGCUAAUGUUCACUGUCCCACAUCGGGCCGCUUUGAAUGACGUGCGAAUCCCGCGGCGGUGGUCCAAAGCCAGCUUCCAUGGAAUGAUUGUUUUAUCAUUUUAUUGACAUUUUGAAAGUUACCCCCUCCUCAUAGUUUUUAUGGACACAUGGAAACAAUGAAGAAGUUUUUCGAUUCCCGCCGGGAGCUGGUGAGCUCUGGGGCGGGUUCUGGAGGUGGUGGAGGCGGCGGGUCCUGCGCAGCUGGCAGCAGUUUCAUUGGGAAAGUGUUCGCAAUUGGUCGGCAUCAGGUUACUGUGGAGGAAACGCUGGCUGAAGGUGGCUUCGCCAUUGUGUUUGUUGUGAGAACAUCUCAGGGUGUUCGCUGUGCUCUGAAGAGGAUGUACGUCAACAACGAUGACGACCUGCAGGUCUGCAAGUGCGAGAUCCAGAUCAUGAGGGACCUGGCGGGCCACAGGAACAUUGUGGGAUUCCUGGACUCGAGCGUUACUCAGGUGGGAGGGGGGGACGUGUGGGAGGUGCUUAUCCUCAUGGACUUCUGUCGCGGUGGGCAGGUGGUGAACCUGAUGAACCAGCGCCUGCAGAGCGGCUUCUCCGAGCCUGAAGUCCUCAGCAUCUUCUGUGACACCUGUGAGGCUGUGGCAAGACUGCACCAGUGCAAACCUCCCAUCAUCCACCGGGACCUCAAGGUGGAGAACAUUCUGCUCCAUGACAAGGGCCACUAUGUGCUCUGUGAUUUUGGCAGUGCCACCAAAAAGAUCCAGAACCCGCACAGCGAGGGCGUGACUGUGGUGGAGGAGGAGAUCAAGAAAUACACCACGCUGUCAUACCGCGCUCCUGAGAUGGUCAACCUCUACAGUAGGAACCUCAUCACCACCAAGGCUGAUGUCUGGGCUCUGGGUUGCUUGCUCUAUAAGCUGUGUUACUUUACCCACCCGUUUGGAGAGAGCCAGGUGGCCAUAUGUGAUGGUAGCUUCACCAUACCUGACAACUCCCGAUACUCCCAAGAUAUGCACUGCCUCAUCCGGUACAUGCUUGAGCCAGACCCUGAAAAGAGGCCUGACAUUUACCAGGUGUCCCACUUCGCCUUCAAGUUGGCCCGGCGAGAUUGCCCGAUCCAGAACACACAGAAUUCCCCCAUUCCAGAGAAACUUCCAGAGCCAAUAAGGGCCAGUGAAGCAGCGGCCAGGAAGACUCAGACCCAGAGCAAAUCCAGGCUCACUGACCCCGUUCCUGCUACUGUGACGUCCAUCACCCCCCGACAGCGACCCAAAGCUGCACACCCCCAGCCCAGCACUGGCAUGCUGGCCAUCCAACCAGCCCUCACCCCCCGAAAGAGGGCCAACGUCCCCGCUGGGGCUGCCGUAGCUCUGCCUACAGGUGUGAGUCUAAGCACUGCCACCGUCCAAUCGCCGAAGGCCCAGACUGCCACCGUCCAAUCACAGAAACCGCAGGCUCCACGGUCUCCAGCUGCUCAACAUAGAGUCACUCUGGCACAAUCUGGGGCUCUGCCCGCCCAGUCUCCUACCCCUCUGACUCCGACUGUACCCCCACAGGGUCUCCUAAAGCAGCAGCAGAAGGCCCAGAUGCAGCCGGUGCAGUCAACAGUAUCCACUCUCCCAGUGCAGCCUGCAGCCGGUGCUGGGUCUGCUGCUCCCCUCCCCUCCCAAAAUCGGACAGCUACGCCCCUUCAGAAGCCACUGCCUGGCUCGGCCCCGCCCGUCGCUCCUGCCAGGAGCUCCCGGCGUAGGCAGGCUCCUUCAGCCAGCCUUACUUCUCCAGCAGCUAAAUCUGCAGCUCAGCCCUCACCUGUAGUUCAACCUGCAGCUAAACCUGCAGCUCAACCUGUGGUUCAGCCCUCACCUGCAGCUAAACCUGCUGCUCAACCUGCGGCUCAGCCCUCACCUGCAGUUCAACCUGUAGCUCAACCCUCUCCUGCAGCUAAACCUGUAGCUCAACCCUCACCUGUAGCUCAACCCUCUCCUGCAGCUAAACCUGUAGCUCAACCUACAGCUCAGCCUUCACCUGCAGUUCAACCCUCACCUGCAGUUCAACCUGCGGUUCAACCCUCACCUACAGUUCAACCUGCAGUUCAACCCUCACCUGCAGUUCAACCUGCAAUUCAACCCUUACCUGCAGCUCAACCUGCAAUUCAACCCUCACCUGCAGCUCAACCUGCAGCUCAACCUGCAAUUCAACCCUCACCUGCAGCUCAACCUGCAAUUCAACCCUCACCUGCAGUUCAACCCUCACCUGUAGCUCAACCCUCACCUGUAGCUCAGCCUGCAACUCAACCCUCACCUGUAGCUCAACCCUCGGCUCACGUAGUGCUUGGCACCGUCUCAACCAGCACACCUGUCCCUGCACCUGAUUCCACCGCUGUACGCACUGAAGCCAGUGCACCUGCAGCACCCGUCAGGGCCCCUCUCUCAGCUGAUGUACCAGUGGUCCCCCCUGUGUGGACGUCCAUCUCUUCUGAUGAGGGGUCUCAGGAGGUGGAGUCUAUGACUCCUGGCUCUUCCCCUGACAAUGUCCAACAGGGAGGCCUGGGUGAUCUUAACCAGAAUGCUGGGGUCUGCAGUACACACUCUUCGGCCGAGACCAGAACCUCCAUCGCCCUGGUAACCUCAGCCCCCUCAGUGGGGUCGUCCAGCCCCCCAAAACAGCCCACCUGGAACCCCUUUGGUGAUGAAAAUCCCUUUGGCGAUGACAACUUUUCCAAAUUGAGUGCGGAGGAACUGCUCAACAAGGACUUUGCCAAAAUGGAAGACGGCAAGCCUGAAGAGACAAAUAGCUCCAUGGAGAGCCUCGUUCCAGGUCUACAGCCUGGCCCAGCUGAGCCAACUUCUAGUGGUCCAUGCAGGAUUACAGGUGCAGCCGAAGUACCUGACAUCAUGAGUCCGGACUCUAACUGUACUCUGUUGAGUUUCCCUGGACCUUUCAAACCCCUGACCCUCUCAGCCCCAGAGAAGCUUAUUGAGGGUCUGAAGUCUCCAGAGACAACCCUCCUUCUGCCUGACCUGUUAUCCUUGGCUGACCCCUUUGGUAGCUCUGCAGCUGGCUCCAGCAAUGCGGAUGAUGUAGGGGUCUUUGUGGACUCCUUGCUUCCCGGAUUUGAAGCCCCCCAGUCAAGCCCACCCAAACCCAGCUGUGCUAGGCUGCCAGGCUGUCUGGCUCCUGCAGAGGCUGUGACAGGAGUUGACACUCUGCUGGGCUGUUCCCUGCUCGCUAGCCCCCCCACCCCAGCCAUGUCCUCCGUCUCCUCCCCACUCUCCUCUGCCUCCAUUCUGGAUGAGUUUGCCCCUGCACCGCACCUCAAUGACUCCUCCCUCCUCAUCUCAGAGCUUGACCAACCCGAGCGUGUGGGGUCAGGUGAAGAGGAGUUUGAUCCAAUCCCUGUGCUCGGCUCCAAAGGCCCUGCUCAAGGUGGCCUCUCUCACACUAACAGUGGAGGCUCAGACCCGAGUCUCCCUAACCUGGCUCGAUCUCUCCUCCUGGUGGACCAGCUCAUCGAUUUGUAGGGGGUGGGAUUUUGCCCCGGUCCCUCUCCCUCUGACGGCUGACCGCACUUUCAGACUCUUAAACCAUUGGCCAAUGUUCUCCAACCACCCGCUCCCUUUAGCUCCCAUUGGAUCAUCUAAAUUCCAUCAAUUUGUCUUGUCUUUACUGACUACUCUCACUGGCUGUGUCCCAAAUUGUACACUCGUGUACCUGUGCACUCGUGUUCUUAUAAGCGUUAUUUACAAGCGCACCAACAAGUCAACUACUUAGAAGCUAGCAAGAACUAGUAACUAGCAAGAACAUGAAAAAAUCUGUUAAUUUCAGAAGCACUUAACAUCAUGACUCUUCUGACUGUAAUGUGACACGUAUCCGAUUAGCAGCAGGACUGACAUCUGAAGGGACAGUUAACUAGCUAGCUAUGUUAUAGCAGAAAACCUAUUUGCUAUAUGGUUUUCUGGUGAACACAUGUUGGUAUAUUUUUAUUAAUAAAUGAAAAGGAGGAAAAUGCUGAGCAGCAUGUACACUCACCAAGCACUUUAGUAGGUACACCUGUACACCAGCUUGUUAAUGCAAAUGUUUAAUCAGCCAAUCAUGUGGCAGCAACUAAAUGCAUAAAAGCAUGCAGACAUGGUCAAGAGGUUCAGCUGUUCUUCAGACCACUUGUCAGAAUGGGAUCUAUGUGACUUUGACCGUGGAAUGAUUGUUGGUGCCAGACAGGGUGGUUUGAGUAUCUCAGAAACUCCUGAUCUCCUGGCAUUUUCACACACACAAGUCUCUAGAGUUUGCAGAGAAUGGUGUGAAAAAUAAAAAACAUCCAGUGAGCAGCAGUUCUGCUGGUAGAAACGUCUUGUUAUUGAGAGAGGUCAGAGGUGACCGGCCAGACUGGAUAAAGCUGACAGGAAGGUGACAGUAACACAAAUAACCACACUUUACAACCGUGGUAUGCAGGAGAGCAUCUCUGAACACACAAUGCCUGAAACCUCUAAGUGGACGGGCUACAGCAGCAGAAAACUUAAGUGUAAUAGAUAAGUCUAAUUAAGUGCUGACUGAGUGUAUAUGUGUUAAGACGAGAGAAAAGGUGAUAUUCGCAGCUAACGUGUCAUCUCCAGUCAGUGACUUCAGCUAGCAUAUGUAGUUUUAUGCCCUCAUUAGCUGCAGCAUUGUAUUUUUAGCUAGAUAGCUUAAAUUCCUUGAUAGUUGAUUGCUUAUUUAAAAUUCCAAUUUCCUCUUUGCUGUGGGCUCUGAAAACGCAGUGAAUACUGGGAAAGGAAACCGCGCUCCGAAGCAGACUUGAAUUUUCGGUCCUCCCAAGUACGAGAGAACUUCCGGUGAAUUUGUUCUGUACUUGCCAGUUUUUGUACUUGAGUUUGGGACACACUUGAUCACAUGACCGUUAACUUCUGUGCUUGAUUAGUCCACAAGUCUGCAAUUUGAGACAGCCAAUAGCUCACACAAACUCUCUCUCUCUCUCUCAUUCUCUCCUCUCUUUCUACAGCAACAAAUGCACAUUCUCUUCCUGUCUUUGGAGUCAAGCUCUAUCAGUCGAUCUCCAGCUAAAUGAAUCAGACCCUUGCGACUUCCUUCCCUUGUGAGCUCCAUUUCGGGUUCAGAUUUUUCUGUUUUCCUCUUUUCUGCCCUGGUGCACAGAACAUGCUGUUUUCUCAAGCGAUGGCGCUUUUCCUGAUUGCAGUCUGUUGGUUAAAGGCACAGAUCAGUUCCUCCCACAGCUCUUUGCCUACAACACCCAUAGUGCUUUGCAGCAUUUCAUCCUCUGACUGCGUCUGUUUGGUUGCCAUUUCAAGAUUUUGCAAUCUGAUCCAGUGUGUUUUGUUUCUGGUACUGUAAUUAUGAUCGGUGUUCAAAUUUAGUGGACCUCAUUGUGUUUCGUAAACCUUUUAAUGACACUGGAAUCACAGCAUGUAGACUUUGGGUGCUGUACUUUAAUGCUUCUUUCCACCGUGGUCCAACUACAAACGGUAAUGUGUUCAGUGUUGACAGAUCACCCAUGGGGCUGUCUUGUUUCCAUCCUGGUUGGUAAAGACUACCAGGGUUUUUCCUGGGUUUGUUUUUAGCAUAAGAAAAUACUGAGUCAUAUGUUAGAUUGUCAUUUAGUAAAAAAACUAACAAAAAAGAAACCGUGAUGUGAGUUUUAGGCCAUAUUGCGCAGCACUAGUUAAAAAUGCCAUCCAUCUAACAUCUUGGAUAAAGUAUAAUGUGACCUGCUCCAUCAUUUUGAGUCGUUUUGACCCAGAAGUACAUUUUACAGUUUAUAUAUGGCAAUGAAGAGGAAAAUCUCUUGUGAUAUUAAAAUCUUUCUACUAAUUUCCAAGGUGAUAUCCAAAUUUAAAUCAUAACUGUCAUCAAAUUGUUUUUGAGAAAAAGGCUCCACUGUUCAACUGUCCGUGUCUGAUUUUACAGAAAUGCUGUUUCUGUACAAUCAACCUCGAUCAAAACGAUCAAACAUUUCCUAAUGGUAAGGAUUAAAAUAUUAUGAACAGUAUUAUAAGUACUGGCAUCAUUUAUUAAAUGACACAUUAUGGGAGUUUAUCCGCCGGUUUCUCCCAAACAUACCUUUGCAGCUGUGAUUAUGGGGUGGCAACGAUGGUCAAACCGAGCAUCCCUGCAACCACUGAGCCCACGCGUGUACCGUCUUGCUGCUGUCAUUUCUCUCUCUCUCUCUCCCUCUCUCUCUCCCUCUGCUUUCAGAGGGCUGCAUUGUUCUGCCAAAUAAUAUUCUGUUAAUCAUUUGUUUUCCCUUUUUCCAUUUUUCUUGGUGCUUUGGCACAUGUCAGAGUUCUCGAUGCGGGAAGAAUCCUGACUACAUUACCCAUGGUUCAAUAAUCCUGACUACAUUACCCAUGGUUCAAUAAUGCCCCAUUUCCCCAAUCUCAUACCUCUUAGACCCAAGGUGUUUCACAGCAUUGUUCAGGAUUAUGUGCAGUCCUUUGGUGCGUUUCAUUUGUGAUGCUUUUGGUAGCAGUGCUGUAUGUUAAUUUAUUGGAGUUUAAUGUGUUUAGCGGUUUCAUUUGUUACACUGCGAGAAGACUUUUCUUUGUGUGUAUGACCCUGCAGGCAUCCACAGCACCAUCCAUUCCCAGUCUACCCUGUACACCAUUCAAACCCCCCGUUUCCAUGGUAUCCGUUUGCCCUAAGCAAUGUACAGUAUAUCAUUGGCCAGAUGUACCUCUGUUUAGGUGAACCAUCCCCCCCUCCCUCAUUGUCAAAUAUUUAUAAAGUAUAUUGUGGAAAAAGAUUCUAAAAGAAAAUUAAAAUAUGGUUAAGAAUAUAUGUGAAUAUAGAUGGAGUGCUUAUUGAAUGAAUGUGUGACAUACACCGAUGUGCCAAAACAUUUUGACCACCUGCCUAAUAUGCUGUUGGUCCUCCCCAUGCCACCAGAACAGCUCUGACCCUCUGAGGCCUCUGAAGGUGCUCUGUGGUAUUUGGCACCAUGAUGUUAGCAGCAGAUUUGAGCUGCCAUGGAUCGGAUUUGUUGUUCCAGCUCGUCUGACAGAUGCUCGAUGGGAUUGAGAUCUGGAGGCCCGGGCAACACCUUGAACUCUUCAUCAUGUUCCUCAAACCAUUCGCAAACAUUUGUGCAGUGUGGCAGGGCACAUUAUCCUGUGGAAACAGGUCUCUGCCAUUGGGGAAUACCAUUGCCAUGAAGGGGUGUACCUGGUCCACAACAACGGUAGAUGGCAGGUGUCAAAAUGACAUCCACCUAAAUGCCUGUACCCAGGGUUUCCCAACAGAACAUUGCCCAGAGCAUCACUCUCCCUCCACUGGCUUGUCUUCUUCCCACAGUGCAUCCUGGUGCCAUCUCUUCCUCAGGUAAACAGUGAACACAUAUCCGGCCGUCCACGUGAUGUAAAAGAAAACAGAACUCAGCUGACCUCCUUCCAUUGCUUCAAGGUCCAGUUCUGAUGCUUGCAGGCCUAUUGUAUUGUCUUUUACGCCUGUGCAUUUCUCCAGCAUCCAACUCAUGGACUACGAGGACCAACGGUUCGCUUACCGCCGAAUAUAUUCCAGACCUUUACAUGCGUCACUCUUACAAUGUUAUCUGCUUCAUCUGUGAGUGGUCCUAAUGUUUUGGCUCAUUGGUGUAGAUGUAUAUCAGGGUUCUUCCAAGAAUUGUUUAUUUUAAUAGAGUUCCUGCUCAGACUCCCAGGGUGGGUGGAGCACUUGCAUUUUUAAACCAUCUUAGAAAUAAUAUCCUGCAUUCCAGGGUAUCAAAAACACACAAAAAUGCAGGCCUUCAUGCAAUGAUGGAUUAUGAACAAACAUCCAAAUAUCAAAAGGCAAUCAUUUCUCUUUCUUUUUUUAUUUGAUUUUCAUCUGGAAGUCUCAAAAAUGCUAACAAACCUAAGCAUGAUUACUUCUGAGACCUAAAACAUUCAAGCCAGGCAUAAAUAUUCGAAGGCCUGUGUUACUCUUGGUAGUGGGAAAAUAGCCUCCAGUCCAGAUGGAAACUUUGUCCUGUGAGCUGAUGGCUGAUCUUCUAGAUAAUUUGAGGCAGCGGCUUUGUUUUUAAUUCAUUAUUUUUAUUUGAUAUGAGAUGUGUUUGGGUAGCAUUUGGGUGCUUUUCCUGUUUACAGGGAUUAUUUACCUUAAACCACAUUAUACUAUAAAUAGCUUUGCAGUGCUAUGAAGAAUAACAUUUCCGUGUUGAUAUUGUGCUUAUUGCAGACAAAUACAUGAAGAGGUAAAAAAAAAUAGGUAGUUGAAUACCUGUUUAAUUUCAUGGUAAUUUUUUCCUGAAUCAUUUCACAAUGCAGGUUUGCCUUGUUAUCUCUGGCUUUGCCUUUGAAUUCUUCAUUAUCUCCCAUACGGUUAGCAUUGAUGGCCUGGUGUCCACACUUUCAUUAGGAGCCUACUUAUUCACCUCGGUCUUUAAUUUGAUCAGUUAAAAAUAAUUUACCACUUUUUAUGCCGUUGUUAUGCAAAAUGUUUGCACUGUUUGCAAUAUAGCAAUAACAAUAUAAACAUUGGAUUUUUUAUUUAUUCAUGACAUUCUGCGGUUAAAGAGCAAGAGUAAUCAUUCUAAACAUGAAAAGCACCUCGUUAAGAAAAUGAAGAGCUUGGUAAAUGUUUUGGAUUGUAAUUGUGGUUGGAGGGAAAGCCCACAUACACACAAGCGAGUUUGGGAACCACUGUGGAAAUGUAGGGUGAGAGAUGUUGUGACAUUCAGGGAUGGUUAGAGGAGGUUGCACAUCAUAUGUCAGGUUUUACCCAGAUGUAGCCUGGCUACAUCCAAGUCAGCUAGGAACCCCUCUAUUGAGCACACCCUGCAUAUCCCCUGUAAUGCAUACACUCUGCUUAUUGCCUUGAAUGCACACACCCUGCAUAUCCCCUAUAAUGCACACACCCUGCAUAUCUCCUCUAUUGAGCACACCCUGCAUAUCUCCCCUAAUUUACGCACCCUGCAUAUCCUCUUUAGUGAGCAUGCCGUGUAUAUCCCCUCUAAUGCACAUGCCCUGCAUAUCUCCUCCAAUGCACACGCCCUACAUAUCUCCUCCAAUGCACAUGCCCUACAUAUCUCCUCCAAUGCACACACCGUGCAUAUCCUGUUUAGUGAGCAUGCCGUGUAUAUCCCCUAUAAUGCACACGCCCUGCAUAUCUCCUCCAAUGCACACACCCUGCAUAUCCUGUUUAGUGAGCAUGCCGUGUAUAUCCCCUAUAAUGCACACGCCCUGCAUAUCUCCCCUAAUUUACGCACCCUGCAUAUCCUCUUUAGUGAGCAUGCCGUGUAUAUCCCCUAUAAUGCACAUGCCCUGCAUAUCUCCUCCAAUGCACACACCCUGCAUAUCCUGUUUAGUGAGCAUGCCGUGUAUAUCCCCUAUAAUGCACACGCCCUGCAUAUCUCCUCCAAUGCACACGCCCUGCAUAUCUCCUCCAAUGCACACGCCCUGCAUAUCUCCUCCAAUGCACACACCCUGCAUAUCCUGUUUAGUGAGCAUGCCGUGUAUAUCCCCUAUAAUGCACACACCCUGCAUAUCCCCUCUAUUGAGCACACCCUGCAUAUCCCCUCUAAUGCGCACACCCUGCAUAGCUCUUCUAAUGAACAUGCCCUGCUUAUUCCCUCAAAUGCACACACCCUGCAAAUCCCAUCUAAUGAGCACACGCUGCAUAUCCUAUUUAGUGAGCAUCCCUGUAUAUCCCCUAUAAUGCACACACCCUGCUUAUCCUCUCUAUUGAGCGCACCCUGCAUAUCUCCUCUAAUGUACACACCCUGCAUAUCCCCUAUAAUGCACACACCCUACAUAUCCACUGUAAUGAACACACCCUGUAUAUCUCCUCUAAUGAGCACACCCUGCAUAUCGUCUUUGAGCAAUCCCUGCAAAUUCCCUCAAAUAAGCAUGACCCGCUUAUCCCCUCUAAUGCGUGUGCCCUGCAUAUCAAGCACAUGCAGUUCGCAAUUAGCCCCCAGAGGGUGGGAAAGAACAACCUCAAAUUUUGGAAGAAAAGAAAGUCUUGGGGGGUGUAUGACAGGAUUUCAGAGUUGUUUCUAUCUUACCUUAGUUGGAACAAGGCCAUUUUCCUUUUGGGCUUUUUUCAUUCAGCUCAUCUUCAUUUUGGUUCCUUUUUUUAAAGCAAAUCAUUAAACUCUGGUGCUUAUUGAUAUGUGGUUGCUUGAUUAGUGGAUUUAUGAAGACUGGUACGGUUCUUUACCACCCCCUCUCAACCCCAUCACCCCACCUGUUGCAGGUGUGGUUUGCAGAUUUUCAUGAAGGUUUUAAUGCACUUUAAUGCAGUUCCAUCCCUACAUCACCACCCCCGCCACAUGCUGGCCACAACAGAGAUGUGUCCCUGUCCAUGGAGUUUACUUGCUUGAUUAAGAGUUUUUAAAAAACUGCUGCACAGUUAGUGUUGAAGAUUAAGUGUGUUUAUGAGUUUCUGGCUGUGCUGAAAUCUCCCCCCCCCCUCCCUGUGUUGGAGUGAUGUAUCAUUCAGUGUGUACUUUCUAUUUUUAUGCAAUGACAGAGAAGAGUUAAAAAAUAUUAAGUGAUAAUAAACAUGUAAAUGUCAGUGUAA